CACGGGGGAUUUAGCGCGAAAUCAAAACAAAAUGCCGUGGAUGAAGAAGUGUUGUCCUGCGAAAACGAUUAUCGUAGGCUAGCUAUGGCUAUUAUUUCUCUUUGAAUGUUUCCUAAAAGCUAACGUUAGUGUGUCUGUUACAGGAAACAAAUAAUAUUGCAUUUACUUAAAAGAAACGAUAUGAGUAAAUGGAACAAAUCUGAAAGUUCAAGUUCUAUACCACGUUUGCUGAGAAAUCAUCCGUUGUCUUCUUCACCGUGCGAAAGCAUGUCUCGCUCACCGUCUCCUGUGAAAAGUAUGGCUGGAAGUCGACUUCCAACACCCACUGGAUAUGGUAAAAGCUCCUCUGUAGCAAAAACUGUAACUGAAGUGCCUUUACAAUCCCCUACUGUGCAUGGAUAUUUUGAUUUUAACACAAGUCAAGAUGGUUUUGGUCAGCCAUUAGAAGAGCUAAGUCUGCUUUGUUCCCUUUCCUCAGGGCCUCCCGAAUUAGGUGACUCUAGCACAGUAGAUCUUGAACUUGUUAAAGAAGACAUUGUAAGGCCUAUUUCGACAGAAAGUAACCCAGAAAACCAUUUAUUGUUAAAAAAAUUUCUUGACAGCUCUUAUGAAAAUAUUGAACUUAUCCCAGAAGAAAAUUUUGAAGAUUUAGAACAAACAAAUGCUGGGGAGAUUUUUUCAAGCAGGGAGCAUAGUAAUAUAGAGACAGAAAUAACUGCUCUAGAUUUAAUGAAAGACAUUGCAAAAUCUGAUCAAAGUGCUACUAUUAAAGAGGAAAGAGAUGAUAUCCAAAUGGAAGAUUUACUAUAUAAAAAAGAAGAUAUACCAACCUCUGAGAAGAAAAUUAAGACAGAAACAGCUACUUCAGAUUUAAAGAAAGACAUAGAGAAAUCUAACCAAAAUGAUACCAUCAACGAAGAGGUAGAUGAUGUCAAGAAAGGAGAAUUAAUAUGUAAAAAAGAAAGUUUAAAAACUGCUGGUAUUGAAAGCAAACCAAAUGCAGGUGCAGAGAGAAGUCCUCAGAAGGACAGUGUGAUGUACAUAACUAAAAAUCUCUUGAAAAAAAUAACAAAAGAUUCUGACCCUAAAAUUGUCAAAGAAUUGAAUUUGUCAGUUUGGAAACAAUGGAAGCAGAAGAUUCAGUAUAUUGAAAACAUUGAUGGUUAUAUUAAUUUGACAAAGUUGAAUCUUUCCAACAAUUUAAUCCGAAGGCUUCAGAAUAUCUCAACAUUAAUCAAUCUUCGUAUCUUGGACAUAUCCACAAACAGCAUUGAAACAUUAGAUGGCUUGGAAGCUUUGACAAGCUUAGAAAUACUUAACACCAAUCACAAUAAAAUUGAGGUUUUCCCUAAAUGGCUGCCAAAGAAAUUUAAAAAUCUUCGAGUGCUAAAGAUAACAAACAAUAACCUACGAAAUCUUGAUGAAAUAAAAAAGUUAUCCCCACUUAAUAACCUGGAGAAGGUAGAUGUCAAAGAUAAUCCAAUUUGCAAUUUAUAUCAUUGUUUUGAGUUUCUUGUAUUUCAUUUGAGAAGCUUAAGUACAAUUGAUGGUAAAGACAUCACUCAAGAGGAGAGAAAAUUAGCAGACAACAGAUUUAACCAAGAUGAACUUCUUUCAAAAGAGAAACAACAACAAGCACUUCAAAAGAAAUUUAAUGAUCUUGAGAGUGUUUGUGAUUCUUUAAAUGAAGAAAAGAAAAAAUGGUUACAAGAAGAGACAAAGCUUAAUGAAAAGAUCAGCAAACUUAAGAAAUCUCUACGACUGAAAGUGGAUGAAUUAGCUACUAAGAAUCAAGUUCUAGAAAGUCAGGGAGCAGAAUUAAGCAAAGCUUGCGAGAAGCAAUACAAACUUGAACAGGAGUUAGCAUUUCACAAAUUAGAUGCAAAGUUUGAUGAAUUGUGGGUUCCAUGUGGUGACGACGAUAAUUUAAUAUUUGAAAGUGAAUAUAUGGAUAGUGGUGAAAGUACUUAUAUUGGAAAAGCGAGAUAUAAACAAACUCAGAUUGCUAAAGACAAUGUCGUUUUGUCUGAUGAUCAGUCUUUAAGAUUGGUAUCAUUUAUCAACAGAUUAGAUCAGAAUUCAUUACAGAAGAACGAAGUACUGUGUAAUGCACUAUUAAAAGCAUUAAAUAUUGACUUGACUGAAAAACAAAGGGAAUUACAAGAUGUUAAUGAGGAAAUCAGGAAUGCUGAAGAGAUUUUGGUAGCUAAAAAACAGGAAUUAAAUUCUCCUGAAAAUACUAUUUCUGCACACCUAAAAACAAGAACACAUCAGGCUGGUGACUUAAAGACUGCCAUCACUGAGCUAGAAGAGAAAGUUAAGGAAUGUGAACAGGCGUUGCAUUAUAAAGAAGAUAAAAUUGAUGGAUUGAAGUCAGCUCUGGAAAACACAAGCAAAGAUGACCCAAAAUAUAAUGUGAUAAGCAAAGAACUUUUCAAAGCAGAAAAAGAAUAUGAUAACUCAUUGACACGGUUAAAUGAGUUGCAUCGUUUGUUAGAAGAUGCGAACUCUGAGUUGAUAAAAUGUUUUCAAGAUAUCAAAGAUAUGGAACGACAACUACAAAUGGGUGUCAAUGAGAAUACUGCGCCUGACAAGGCCCAGCUUAAAGAUUCACUCAGAAAGUAUGAAAAUAAAGUAGAAAAAAUUAGCAAAGAGAAUUCGCAUUUAAGAGAUGUUGUUAAAGGAUUGGAAGAUGAGCAAGGAUUAAGGGUAGAAGAAGUUGCAGCGUUAAAAUGUGCAUUGGAGAAAGAAAAGGAGGCAAGACUUGAAGCACAAAAUAUGGGAAGAGAAAAGCUAAAACAAUGUGAAGAACUAACUUUGGAUAUAAAUAAGGAGAAAGAAGAAAUGGAAAACAUGCAGCUACACUCUGCAUUGAAAGAAUUAAAAUCAACUGUGGCCUCAAAAACAGCCCAGAAGAAUGAAAUUUUAAACUACAUAAAAGCAUUGACUAAUGAUUUGUUCAGUGGAUCCAAGUUAACUAAACCAACACAGAUUAAAGAAAAACCAAUGCAAGCAGCUUUACAAAAUCUAAGAAGCUGUUUGGUUGAUUUAAUAAAAAGUGUAAACAAUCUUAAGCAGCAAAUAAAGGACAUUUCUCACAAGAACAAAGAAUUAAAAGAGGAUUUUCAUGAGAUUCAGAAUGAGUUACUGUCUACAAAAGAAAAUGUUAAAGAACUAAAGCAUGAAGUAGAUCUCAAAGAAUCAAAUGAAAGAGUGAUGAAACAUGCUUUGGAUGACUUAAAGGAGCAGCAAAGAAGAAACGAUGCAAAGAACAUGGUAAGUCUAAAAGAAUAUGAUGACAUUGCAAAUGAAUUGAAACACCAAAUUGAAGUAUUGGAAAAACAGAAUCAAAGAUCAACUCAGCAAAUUCGCAAACUUAUGGAAAAGAGUUCUAGUGGAAAGAGUACAAGUGGUAGGGAUGUAAUGUUCCAUGAUGAGAUAAAGAAGUUAAAAGAAGAAAAUAAGGAUGUGCGCCGUUCACUUGCCAAGUCAAAAGAAGAAACAAAAUACUGGCAGGACAUAACAAAGAGAAUUAAAAACCAAACACAAGACGUUCUUACCCGGAAGGACAAAGACUAUGAUGAUGAGAUGGAAAAAGUUUUGGAAGAGCUUAGGUUUACUAAAACUUAUGUUGAUACACUUAGAAAAGAUUUUUAUACAGAGAGGGAAGGCUCAAAUGUAAAUACAUUUGACGAUGUUUUGCAUGGUGUUGAAAGUCGGCUACAAAAUUUUGAUAUUAAAAAAGAAGAUAUUGGUACUAUACUUCGAGAAUUAAAGGAUAUCAAAUCAUUGAUUCAUGAUAUGCACAAUUCGUUUCAAACAAAUCAGAUAUUGGAUGGUACUUUCGACAGUUUCGAAAAAAGACUUAAUAGUCUACUUCAACAGGUACUAGAUGCUAAGAAUAAAACGCCAAACAAAGUUGACAGUCAAUAUCUUGAACCAGUUUUGAUGAAGGCAAUAGAACAGAUUCAGUCACUGAAAGAAUCUUUAAUUGAUAAGGAUAGAGAACUUGAUUGCUCAAAUGUUCCAAGAAAUAUAAUUGAUAUACAAAGAAGAGAAAUAGCUGAGCUUUUGCAUCAGUUACAAUUAAAAGAACAUGAGCUGCAAAGUAUAAAAGCAAGCCAGUUUCAUGACAGGAAAUCAGGAAUUUCGUAUCCCCCAUUUGCUGCAUCUACUCCAAUUUAUCAUGAUAUUAUACAUCAUUACAUCACACCAUGUAAAUCAGACACAAAAAUACCUGUUGACACAACCAAUCAAAUACCAAGUGAUGCAAGACUUCAUCAGCACUUCCUUUAUGACCAAAAUACAGAUGACGUCAAUGGAAAUCCUCUGUAUUGUAAUAUCAAACAGCACGCAACUUAUGAUGAGAGUGGGAAUCUUCUUCCAGAAUCGAUUAUAUAUGAUAAGCUCAAAAAAUUAUCAAAGAGUAGAGAUGAGUUACGAUGGGAAUUGAAUCGAUUGGAGUCUAAGAUAGGAGAUGCUGUUCUUGAACAUUCAAUGUCUCGUUACUCUAACAGAUACUCUAGUCACAUGUAGCAAUUAUUUUUAAUAGUCCUAAUCUCACUGCUUCCAUAAUCUGUCAAACACGGUAACAACAGUUUUUAAAAAAACUUUAGAGGAAAAAACUUUACUCCUUGAGCAUUAGAACAAAGUCUUCUCUUUUCUUUUCUUUUCUGCCUAACUGACAACACAAUCUUUAUUAUGGCAUUACUCAAACUAAAAUUAUUAUUACAUUUUCUAGGUAGAACAAAAUUUAGUUUUUAGAAUUUAAUAUAAUAAUUUAAUAUUUUUAUGAUGUGUGAUAAAGCUAUACUAUUUUUUUUGCUGUUGCUCAUAUUUGUCAUCAGAAUAAUAUUAAAGAAGGAUUUUUUUUAACCCUGAUUUCGUAAUUCCAACUGACUGAUUAUUCGACAUACAGAUCGAUCUACUGACUGACCAACCGACUUGUCAACAAAACCAUUGCUUGAUUGACUGCAAAGAAUAAUUGUAGAUAUAAUCUAACUUAUAUUUUAAUUGUUAUUUAUUUUGUAAAUAGGUUUUACUUAUAAAUAAUAUAAUUUGCAUGUGUUUAAAGCUUUUUUGAUUUGACUUAAAUUUAACAUGUGUUGUGUAUAAAAAGCUGGGUAAAAUUAUUCAGUGUUUUAUAUUAUACAUGUCUUUUAUUUCAUUUUUUUAUGGUCACAUCAUAGAAAGGUAUACACUUUUCUUUUUAUCUUCUCAAUUGUUACAGCUCAUAUGUUCUUGUUUAUAAUAGAGAAAUCUUAACACAUUGAAAAUGGCUGUUGUUCUUAAAUCCCUAGAUUUCAAGGGUGUUAGAGGAUUUCCCUACAAUUAACCUUCGUCAGUUCAGUUUAAUGCUUUUUUGACAUUGUUCACUGGUCCUAAUGGUGGUGGUAAAACGAGCAUCAUUGAAUGUUUGAAUUUUGUUAUCAGCACAAACAACCCUCCAUGCAGUGACAGUGGAAAAACAUUUGUAAAUUCAAAGGCCUUCAUCCAACAGUGUAUAACUCUGUUGAAUUGUCAACUUUAAAGAUAAGAAUUCCAUGAUGGAGAAGUAAAAAUCUGUUUGGAAAAAGAUUGUGAAAGUUUGUUGCAACAAAAAAUAAGUUCUUCAACAGAAGCCAGAUAAAAAUUAGUUCCAUAUUGUUGUUAUUUUAACUAAAGUUAAAACAGAAAAGAACCUGAAUUUUUUGUAAAUCAAAAGAAUAUCCGUGGCUGGCAUCUACAACUAUUUAACAAAUUAGGUACGUGGAAGCACAAAGAAUGCAUCAAAUAGAGAUACCUCCAGAAAAAAAUAUCAUCUUUGAAUUAACAUACUGCAAGAUUCUUUUGGUACUGUCAUUAUGCACAAACUUGUUUAUCUCGUUUCUUGGUUGACUAACACCACUCAAAUUCAUUUUAUUAUUAUAAUUUAUUUUAUGGUACUGAUUUUUUUGAGCUUUUUUGUUUUAGAUAAUUCAAAGAAUUUUAUAUUUCAUGGUUAUUUGUUAAUUUUUAAAUAUAUUACGCAACAUUACAGUUCACACUAACUUACAAAUACUUACAUACUUAAUAAUUUUAUUUCUGAUGUUUGUUUAUUUUUUGAGAAUCUGAGAUAGCCAUUAGUGUGAACAUCUUAGGACUGUUAAAAACUAUUUCAUACAAAGUUAUUUUGUAAGAGGUCUUAGCACCUAAUGAAUGUUAAUGAAACCUGUUUUUUUUAAGAGCUAGCGAUCUUGAUUUUUUUACAUUUUUGUUUUUUGUUUUUGUUUUGUUUUGUUGCAUUUUAUUUUUUAUUUAUCUUUUUUUGGAUUGAUAACCCGUUCAAAUUAGUUAAUUCAAUAAUUUAACUGUCAUACCAUGAAAAAUGUGAUAAGAUUUUAUGGUUGUGUGUUUUAAGUUUAAAAUUUUCCAAUUUCUGAUUGUGGAAGAACUGAGUCUGAGUGACCAAUUGUGGUGUUAAGUGUUUUUAGAUGUGUGGUUUUAGGUGUGUUUAGAUUAUUCCAUUAUUAAAAACAAAUAUAUGAAUUUUUCUGUUGCCAUUUUUCCUUCUUCUCCUGUUGCCAUUUUUCCUUCUUCUUUGUUUAUUAAUAAUACAUGCAGUCUAAUGAUUGUUUUGUUUGCUUUUCAGCUGAGUCUUGUAGUGAAGCAAAUCAAUUAAAAACAUUUUGAUCACAAAAAUUAAAAAAUUUUAACUUUUCGGGUUGAUUAGUUGAAUAGUCGUUUUUUAAUUUUGUGAAGUAGUUGCACCCUUUUUUCUUGUUUUUAUUUCAAAUUAUCUUAUUGGGUUAGUCCAUCAAUAGGAUUGGCUUGUAGUUAUAGAAAAUGUAUUUUAGUUGUAGAGUUCCAAAUUAAUUUGUAGAAAAUAUUAUUAUGAGAUUUAUAAAAAAACAUUGUAGAUAUGGUUGUCAGUUAUUAUUUAUGGUGUCUGUAUGAAAUUUUUUUAGUAUUAAUGUUGAGAAAAUUUUUAAUUGUGGCUAUGUAAUUUUUUUUUGUGGGUAUUAUUUGACUAUAGAAUCCGUGGAGUCUUUUGUGUUUUGUGAUUCAUUUUGUUAAAUAUAUUAUUUGUAAUUCAUUUUGUGAAAUAUAUUUGGUAAAAAUAAAUACAAAAGUUUUAUUGAUGACAUUUUAUUUCAAUGGAUAUUUCAUCUAAUUACUGCAAGACAUUAUCAACGUAUAAAUUGUUACAGUUUAUCAUUUUGAUUCGUUUUCAUGUGUUUUGUGAUUUAUUUUGUAGGUAUUUUUUUAGCUGUAGAUAUAUGGAUUUAAAUUUUGUAUUAUUAAAAUGACAGUGCAGUUUCAGGAUAACCAGUAUAAAAUCAAUUUUUUUGUACAAUGUAAUACUUUCUAAAACCAGUAAAUACAUAGCUUAGAUUGGCA
Hydractinia symbiolongicarpus is the source of this 7359-nucleotide messenger RNA. Its product is annotated as centriolin-like. The transcript has 36 exons. Bases 181 to 4536 code for a protein of 1451 amino acids. Lineage: Eukaryota; Metazoa; Cnidaria; Hydrozoa; Anthoathecata; Hydractiniidae. The record is from RefSeq and is a predicted model, not a curated record. Gene Ontology annotation, molecular function: protein binding.